Messenger RNA from Phytophthora sojae, 1671 nucleotides. RefSeq lists its product as hypothetical. The transcript is spliced from 4 exons. The record is from RefSeq and is a predicted model, not a curated record. NCBI's taxonomy places the organism in Eukaryota, Oomycota, Peronosporomycetes, Peronosporales, Peronosporaceae. Bases 1 to 1671 code for a protein of 556 amino acids.
AUGGUUCCCCGUUCCUCUUGCUUCGACUGCAUCUGCUCCUGUGGUAAAGUGUUGCUGCAAAGCUGGCUGGAGUUGCAAGUGACGCAUCGAGGUGGCAAGUAUUCUAUUGAGAGGCUGCUGGCUCUGGAGGAAUACACAAAGACAGCGUCUGGCCUUCGAGUGCUCAUUGUGUGUCUAGGUACGCCACUACCGAUGAUGACUUUGACGAUGGCGCAAGAACUGCUGCCUCUGGAGAGACCGAGUGCAGGGUGGAGAGAAAACCACGGCUUCUGGGUCCGCUUGGCUUUAUUGGGGGCUGUCAUCGCCCAUACAGCAGCAGUUCAAGCGCACUACCACGUGGAUCAAGUGUACUUGUCUCGCAUGCAGCGACUUUCAAUUGGAGGGUUGGUUGGUAUCUCGUUCUCGAUUAUCACAAUGGGGAUCUCUUCUGCUAGCAUCUUCCCUCUUCCCUUUAUCGUGAUCACUGGCGUCCCCCUCUUUUACCCGCUGCUUCUUCUAUCUCUGUUUAUUGUUGGGUCUGAAGCAUUUUACCGGCUGAUUUCACGUCGGAAGAAGCUUUUUCGGUACCUUUGUUUCCUGGGGCUGCAAGUUGGGAUGACGGUGAUCUGUCCAUCCUAUCAAGUCUUGUUCGACCACACAACAGACUUUUGGUCAGAGCUAGCGGUGCUGUUUCUUCUCCCCGUUCUCAAGAUCAUCCUCAAGAACUUCUUGUCGUAUUCAGUAUCUCACAUGGAGGAUUUGGUUCCUGAGACCGUUAUCUUCACGGUCGACUUCUUCAACGCGGUGUAUCUGGCAACCUGCAUGCAACGCGCCAACUCCGUCUUUACGAUGGCGAUAAUCAUGGCGAUUGAUCUAUUACAGACCGUAUUUGCGUUGCAUCGCCUUGAUCGACAGACGUGUAGGAUCUUGGCGGAGCUCCGUGUAACUAUGGAGAAUGAAAAUCAUACCGAUAACGUGAAUUUGCUGAGUGCAAUUCAUGCUCUGUGCGACAAUCCAAGGAAGCUCAAAAGGCAAGCUCGCGGAGUGAUCCGUGUGUACUCGUGCAUGCCGCAUCGCCUUACCGCGUCUGGAUCUGGGCUGUUACGCAGACUUCACGGGCCAAUGGGCGAUGCAGCGAAGACAGAAUCGUGGAUCACUCGGCCCAACCUACUCGAAUCCCUUAAGGCUCCACUUGCAUCUAUUCAGAUGUCCGUCAGACCGUCUUCGCCGGUCGAUACGAUACAAGCUCAGCCAAAACAAUCUCCAGCAACCGAUCAACCCAACUUCCUCAGCGAAGCUCUAGAAGUUAUCUUCACGUCCGAAUGUCUCGUGUUGACCGAGUAUCUGGAGGCGGUGAUUCCCAUUCUCUAUGGUUUAUACGUGAAAGUGCUUGUCAAUCUCCCCAGUGCUCAGUAUCACAUCGAGCUUCAAGGCACAACGGCUGACAAUGUGGACUCGAAGCUGCAGAGUAUCUUUGUCUAUGCUGUGCUGGAAUUUGCAUCGCUGGCUGUACUGAUCCUUGUGAUGCUGAAGUAUUGCGGCGUACAAGCACUUUACCAGCUGGCGUUUGUAUUCGAGAAACAAACGAUCCUUGUCCAAGCCAAGCACGUCACCUGGGCAUUGAUCACACUAUGCUUCAGGGUUGUACACUUCGGCGUAGAUUUUACCUUCAAAUUCGGUUGGACGCGCUGA